Molecule: messenger RNA, 1458 nt
Organism: Schistocerca nitens (vagrant locust)
Lineage: Eukaryota; Metazoa; Arthropoda; Insecta; Orthoptera; Acrididae
Exons: 2
Coding region: 66-1436 (456 amino acids)
Source: RefSeq, a predicted model, not a curated record
CGCGUACACACUGCCACUGGAAACAUGUUUCUGCCGGAAACAUUGUUUUCUGCGAUGUUUCGCAAAUGUUUCCGACUUUGUUUCUGGUCUCUGUUUCCGUCCACACUGGCGGCAAACAUUUCUCGUGUGUUCACGCCGUCUGCAGUGCCCCUUGUGUUCUAAUCGUCUGCUGCUGCGUUAUGUCUGGUGUCGAAGAAUCAAUAAUGAUAUGUGGAGCUGCAUUAUUAAUGCUAGAAGGUUUACACAAACAAAAUGAAAGGCGUCCUCGUCGUUGGUGGAGAAAAACAUUCUAUAGAAGAACUGGCGGAAAUAACCUGCUACGUGAGCUGAGUAUGGAAGACGGCUCUGGCUUCCGCAACUUCACUCGGAUCUCACCUACCGAUUUUGAAUAUCUGGCAAAUAUGAUAUCACCAUUUGUUUCAAAAAAGGACACGAAUUUCAGGAAAGCUAUUUCAGUCAACCAAAGGCUUGCAGUUACUCUUCGUUUUCUGGCAACAGGAGAUUCAUUUCAGAGCCUUGCGUAUUUAUUUUGCAUUUCGAAACAAGCAAUAUCUAAAGGAGUAUCCGAAGUAUGUGGAGCUCUGGUGGAAGUACUGAAGGAUUAUGUAAAGAUACCUGCGACUGAAAACGACUGGAGUGAAACAGCAUGUUUAUUCUCACAGAUUCUUCAGUUCCCCCAUUGUGUCGGAGCAAUUGACGGGAAAGAUAUCGUGCUACAGUGCCCUGUUGGUAGUGGAAGUGAAUAUUAUAAUUAUAAAGGUUCAUUCGGCAUUGUGCUGCUUGCUGUCGUCGAUGCCAGCUACAACUUUUUGUACGCAGAUAUCGGCUGCCAAGGCAGAAUAUCAGAUGGUGGUGUGUUCAAAAACGCGAGCAUAAAUGAGUUAAUUAACAAAAAGAAACUUAACUUGCCACAUGCCGAAUGCUUACCAGGUAGCACCAAGGCCCUACCAUAUGUUUUUGUAGCAGACGAUGCUUUUCCCUUACAGGAAAACAUUAUGAAACCCUACCCGGGAAAACAUGUUAAAGGUUCAAAAGAGAGAGUUUUUAAUUACAGACUUUCAAGGGCCAGAAUGGUUGUUGAGAACACUUUCGGCAUUAUGGCUUCAGUUUUUCGUGUGUUUAGAAAACCUAUGUUGCUACAACCGGAAAAGGGAAAUACUGUCACACUUACAGCUGUAUGUCUCCACAAUUUUUUAAGGCAAAAUGCUGCGGCAAGGAACCAGUACACCCCACAUGGAAGCUUCGAUUCCUACAAUUUACAAACAGGUGAAAUGAUUCCAGGCACAUGGAGACGAGAUGACACUGCAUCAGUUUUCAUUUCAGCACAGAACAUACCAAGGAAAGCUGCUUCCACGAAUAAACAAAUUCGAGACGAAUUUGCUAAUUAUUUUUUAAGCCCACAAGGAAGUGUACCGUGGCAAAAUAACUAUGGGUGAAUGUGACUGUGUACUAUAAAAU